This is a messenger RNA of Aethina tumida (small hive beetle), 3171 nucleotides long. Its product is annotated as polycystin-2. NCBI's taxonomy places the organism in Eukaryota, Metazoa, Arthropoda, Insecta, Coleoptera, Nitidulidae. The coding region runs from base 629 to 2956 and encodes 775 amino acids. Gene Ontology annotation, biological process: detection of mechanical stimulus. Gene Ontology annotation, cellular component: membrane. The record is from RefSeq and is a predicted model, not a curated record. The transcript is spliced from 8 exons. Gene Ontology annotation, molecular function: calcium channel activity; calcium ion binding.
UAGAAAUAUACGACCUACAAUCCGAUCAGUGUUGGAUGUUCACGAUCAACAAGCGACUUUCAUUGUCAUUGACUGAUAAUGUGCUACAUGUUGCAGAACCAGAUAAGUACACUAGUGAUGUUAUAAUAAUAAAAAAAAGAAAAAUUAGAAGACUUAAAGAACUUUGUAAUCGAGUAGCUGUUACAUCGCAUUUUUGGAGUCCUAUAAGGAAUGCAUUUUAUGAAUUCAGUGACUACUUUAGGUUAAUUACAAUAUAUUCGAUAAUAGUCUCUAUAAUGUUUGUGUGUAUAUGCUUUUAUGGAUUACCAACAUUUGAUAAGUCAGAUGCCUUAGAACCUCAUGAUGGAUAUCACUUUAGUCAAGAAAUAAAUAUAGUGGGUUUCGUGUCUUCUCUAAUUGUUUUUAUAAUACAUUCGCCAUUAGUUUUAUUGUACAAGUAUGUGUAGUCAAACAUACGUUAACUAUAGAUACUGUAAAAUAUAAUUUUAGACACCAUGCAAGGAAGAGGAAUCUUAAAAAAGAACACUUUUGCAGACCUACUAUUUGGAUUUUACUUUGUGUGAACUUAGUGAUACAAAAUUCACUUUUGUUAGUUUUUGGAUUUUGGGUGCCAGUAAUAACAAGUUACAUGUGGUUAACAUCCUGCGGAAUGGCCUUAUUAUAUUACAUUAUUUUCUUUGAAAAUAUCAUAAAGAUUAUUGCAUAUAAAAAAAUGGAACAGUACUCAUUAAGGCCAGGAUUAAUUAAAGAGAAAUACUCUGAUUUGCUGGAUGCAAUAGAAUCUCAGAGAAAAGAAAUCUAUAAACGAUUUGGUCACUUAGGACUUAGGCCUUUCUUGUUACACCUAUAUUCUCCGAUAGAAUCAGAGGAAAUUAUUGAGAAGAAGAGUUUCUUGAAAGAUAGAAUAAGAGCACUGGAAUUGCUACAGGAUUUGAUCAUGUUUUCCUUAUACAUUCUCAUAUUAUACAUGUUAAUUUUAGCCAAUCGAGAUAAAAUGACAAUUUACAAUAAUCAGGCAAUUAACAGCAUUAUAAAAGGUGAAUUUGAUUUGAAUACAGACAUUUCCAACGUAGCUACAAUAAAGGACGUUAAUCAUUUCAUAAAAAAUGUGUUAAUUGAGGGACUCCAAUCACCAACUUGGUAUUCGUACUACACUAUAAAUAAUCCAGGAUAUUCAAAAGACAAACACAAUUCCAUAAUUGGUAUUGGCAGAUUUAGACAACACAGAGUAACGCAUAAUAGUUGUACCGUGCCUAACAAUAUGAAAUAUUUGAAGGUAGCUUGUACACCUUCAUACCAUAAAGCUCCCGAGUUUAGAAACUUCACUAAACAUUGGAGUUUAAAGGGUAAUGUUGCAGACAGACUGCAGGAAAUAUGGAAACACCUUAAUGCUAGUUUCGAUGGAUCAAGUCCAUACAAAGGACACAUUUCUUCAUAUCCAAAAGGGGGAUAUACUGGUCCACUUGGUAGAACCUAUCGUAACUCACACAUCAAUUGGAAGUACAUGACAAGCAAUAAGUGGGUGGAUAAUGCAACAAGAGCUUUGAUCUUCGAAAUCCUUUUCUACAACGUAAACUCAAAUUUAUUUAGCGAAGCAGCAAUAUUUUUUGAAAUUGGUCCUGAAGACUUUGUAACAGUGGCUUUUAAGACGGUAACAGCUCGUCUUCUGUUUGUAAACCAAGAAUCCAAUUCAAUGACCACAGUAGCGACCUUCGCUUUUAUGGUGGUUUUAGUAUUAUUCUCCUUGAAAAUUGCAACCAAUAUAAUUAUGAGACGAAAAGUUUUGUUCCGGACAUUCAAUUUCUGGCUAUUAAUUGAUGUAAUCAUAAUUAUAUUGAGCUUUGGAACUUUAGCUUUAACCCAACAUCGUGCUUAUCUCGUGAAAAACUUUCUGGCACAAAUUGAGAUAUCGAAGCAUAACUCCUUCAUUGAAUAUUUCAAUUUAUUUAAGGUUGAAACAUACUUAACUUACAUAGCUGCUUUCUUAGUUGGUACUGCGACAAUUAGACUUUGGAAACUUUUGCGAUUUAUGAUAGUAUUUAGAAUUAUGGAGAGAACCGUUUUGCUAUCGAUAAAACCAAUCUGCGCGUUGCUGGUUUGGCAUUUUAUUAUAUUAUUAAUGUUUACUUAUCCUGGUGUCAUAUUAUUUGGUCAAACUUCCAAACAUUUUAAAUCAAUUACUGAUACUGUUAUCACACUCCUUUUGUGUUUCAUUGGUCAAAACGGCUCGUUAGAUCCAAACAAGGUGUUUCGAAAUCAAUUUCAACAAGCCUAUUACAUGAGUUACAUGAUAGUCAGCAUUUCCAUUUCUGCAAUUUAUGUUUCUAUAGUUAUUAUAAGUUAUCAGCAGGCCCAGAGAGAUUUUUCCAAUAUUGAACAAUACACCCUAAAAGAAUAUUUAAUAGAAAAAUGGGGCAUAAUAUGGGAGUUAAUAAGGUUCAGGUGUAGGAAAACACGAGUAAGGGGGGGUUCAGAUACAGAACCAAAAAUAUUCCAAACAGUAUAUCCUAAAGCCGAUGAACACAGAUAUGCCAAAUGUAUUUCCAUAACCAAACAACGAAUGGAGCAAAUGAAUUUAAUUGUGCAAUGCAUUUUGAAAAAUGAAGAUUUAAACUACACGCUAAGCAAGGAAGAUGUGGAGUUGAUAAAUAAAACGAUAUACGCUUUUCAUUCGGAGGAGAAAGAUGACGAGAAAGAUCUUUUCUUUCUAGACAACUUGGAUGAUAACAAAGUCAAAGUUAUAGAUGAUUACAAGAUGUUGAAGAUGGAGCAAAUAUGCAGCAUGAUUUUAGAUACGGAGGAACAAAGAAAACAGAAGGAGGAACGGAAACAAAUAGAGCUACGUGAAAAAGCGCUUCGCCAUCAUGAAAAACAGUUGGAUUACUUAAGGGAAUACUUGACAGGGUUGGACAGGAUUGUCACAGAAUUAACAAUUAAAUAUAAGAAAACUAAUUGAAGACGCUUCAAUAGCUUCAUAUAGUUUUGGGGCUUUGAUGUCUUAAAUAAUUAAAAAAUAAUCGAAUAUUUUUCCAUGACCUAUUUUAAUUACCACUGUUUAUUUAACAGACUAUUAUUUCUAAAGAGACUUAUCAUCAAGACGGAUGUUUUGUAGUUAUAUUUAUUUAGCCUACGUAAACAGUUGUAUUGACUUAUGCUAAAUAUCGAAAACAU